AUGGAGAAGGAAGAAGAAUACUGGUUUCACACGCUGAUGGUCAACUUGGGAGAAAGAACGACUACAUUUGUGAAAAUAAACUACAUUUGUGAUGAAUGUGGACAGACUUUCAAACAGCAGAAACACCUGCAGAAUCCUAGCAAAUUGGAAGGACUGUUCAGAACUCUGAUAACAGAGGGGAAGAAGCUAGUUGGUGUUGUGGUGAGGCAGGAUUCCACUUUGCCACAGUAUAUCUGUAGGAACUGUCACGCUCAGUUUUAUAAGUGUUGGACUAUCUUGAAAAACUUAAUUCAAAAAGUAAAUACUUCACCAGUAGCUGCAGUACAACAUGGACAAAAGGCUAGCAGAUGUGUUGCAGCAAAUGAAACAUCCCCAUUAAGCAAUUCUGUGUCUGAUGACUUUAAGCAGAUGUUAAACGACGGUUUCUUGGUUGCAAGCCCACAGGGUCUACAGAUUUUGCUCACCUGGGCUCACCAUCAUGGUAGUAGCUGCGGUUCUCAGCCACAUGUACAGAGUGUUUUAACAGCAGAGUAUCGAGGAGUAGUCGGUGCUGCGUGGGGGUGUCCAGAGGGCCACAGUUACAUCCUGGACAUAUAUUCAAAUCGCAGCGUUGUUUUGAAUGAGGGACAGUGCCCAUCCAGUAGAAAUAAGGACUUGAUGGAGGAAGUUCUGGAUGGUUCAAUUGCUGCAACACAUCUGCUAGCCUUUUGUCCAUGUUACCAGCAGAGGAUACACCUGCAAGAACGACUUUGACAACAUCCCAGAUAUCUAUGACAUGUGCCCCGAGAACAGCGCCAUUACUGAAACUGACCUGAGGAAGUUCCAAAGGGGACGAUGCAGAUCGUUCCUAAUUGGGUAGUGCGCAACAAGGGCAGGGAGUUACUGAGGGAGUUUCACCUCGGAAUGGAACAGUGACUGAAAAUGGUGAGGGUGAUAAUAUUGUGAAGCAUCAAACUGUCCCAGUGUUAACACUUUCAGCCUUGUACAUACAGUGGAGCCACUUUGCGGUCGGUGGAUGUGGACAAUUCGGAAUCCCCAUUGAAGAGGAUAUGUUCUUGUCCUCAGAUCCUGAAUAUACAGUGCUCUUGGGAAAAAGUUUAGGUAUAAGAUGCAACUCAACCAUUAAAUGAAGGAGCUGAUCAUGGACUUUAGGAGGUCACAUCAUCCGAGGACGUACACUCCAUUGAGGAUAAAUGGGGAUCCUGUGGAUAGGGUGAACUGUUUUAAAUAUCUGGGAGUCCACAUCUCCGAGGAUAUGACAUGGGCAUCACACGCCUCAGCACUCGUGAGUAAGGCAAGGCAGCGCCUUUACCACCUCAGGCAAUUGAGGAAAUUCAGAGUGUCUCCGAGGAUCCUCCAGUGCUUCUAUGCAGCGGCGGUGGAAAGCAUCUUGUCCAGGAACAUUACCAUCUGGUUUGGGAAUUGCUCUGCCAAGGACAAGAAGGCUCUGCAGAGAGUAGUGCGUUCAGCCGAACGCACUAUGGGAACUUCACUCGCCCCCCUGCAGGAACUAUACAACAGGAGGUGCAACUCCAGAGCAAAUAAAAUCAUGAGACCCCUUCCACCCCUGCAACGGACUGUUCCAGCUGCUACGGUCAGGCAAAUGCCUCCGUUGCCAUGCGGUGAGAACGGAGAGGUUGAGAAGGAGUUUCUUCCCAGAGGCAAUUCGGACUGUAAACGCCUAUCUCACCAGGGACUAACUCUACUGAACGUUUUUCCUUCCAUUAUUUAUUAUGUAAAAGAAUAUGUGCGUUAUGAUUGUGUUUAUAAUUUGUUUGGUUGUUUUGUUGUUUGUCUUUUGCACAAAAGUCCGCGAGCAUUGCCUCUUUCAUUUCACUGCACAUCUCGUAUGUGUAUGUGACAAAUCAACUUGACUUGACUUGACUUGAAAUGUGAAAAAAAGUUAAUUGCAAUGAAGCAUCUUGUUCUAUAAGAAAUGAUGUUGUGGAUGGAUUGGAGUCCAGUGACCUUUCUGAAAGGUAUUUAUCAAGUGAAGAUGACAGAGAAAUGAAAGUUAGGAAUGGCUCUUCAGAUGAGUCUUUUCAACCAUAUUGGAAGAAGAAGAGUAUGUUACCAGUUAAGAAGUGCAAUAUUAAGGAUGUGAAGAAACAAUCCGAACAAAAACGUGGCCGGAAACCAAAGUCAAACUUAGAAAGGGAAGACUUCCAUACCAUGUAUCGAUGUCAAUAUAAGGGUUGCUGUGCUGUUUACAGAGGAGUUGACGGACUUAAGAAACACAUAAAAGAGCAGCAUGAAGAGGUGCGUGAAAGACCUUGGCCCCGCCCAGGAUGUAACAAGGUGUUUCUGAUUGAUCGCUAUCUGCAGUGUCAUGUAAAUCUGAUCCAUACAGAAGAAAGAACAUCUUUACAGAUCAGGAUGAAGUGCAAAGCCUUUGGUCACAACUUCGGAAAGACAAACCACAUUUGAUCAACAAUCUUGAAGCAUUUUGAGCUCUAUCGUAUGACCAAGGGUCUAGAGCGAGAGAAGCUGAACAUUUUGAAACAGAUGGACGUCUUGAAAGAGAUUAUGCAUAACCCUAUCCAGGAAGACAAUGACUUAGACCUGGUGGGUAAUCAGUGUGAUGACAAUCAGGACAUUGAUGAGGAUGGCAAUGAUGGCAUCUCCGAUGUAGUUUUGUUCCCAACCCUGACCAGAUCGAUGCCAAUGAUGACAGCAGAGGACACACCUGCAAGGACGACUUUGACAACAUCCCAGAUAUCUAUGACAUGUGCCCCGAGAACAGCGCCAUUACUGAAACUGACCUGAGCAGAUCGUUCCUAAUUGGGUAGUGCGCAACAAGGGCAGGGAGUUACUGCAGACCACCAACUCUGACACUGGCCUUGCUGUCGAAUUCGAGGAGUUAAACGCCAUCAACUUCAGUGGCACCUUCUACGUCAACACAGACCACAAUCUACGCUGGCUUUGUCUUUGGCUUCCAGUCCAGCAGCCGCAUCUACGUGGUGAUGUGCAAGCAGGCCACCUAAAACCUACUGGGAGGAGAAGCUGUCCAAACCAAUGGAUACUCUAGCGUCUCACUCAAGGUGGUGAAUGCCACCACAGGCCGAGAGGGGAGGGGGAACACCUGUGCAACGCUCUCCGAAGAGACUGGCAACACCCUCGGACAGGUGCGAACUUUAUGGCACAACCCCAAUAUCGGCUGAAAGGAUUAUACCGCCUACAGGUGGCACCUGAUCCAUCGACCCUAAACAAGCUUCAUCAGGAUGGUUGUCAAUGAAGAGUGAGAACUGGUUGUCAUACCAUUGGUUUGAUGGACUUAGGGGUACUAUUGAACUGGUAUCCAUACCUUUGGUUUGGUGGACUUUAGGGUACUGUGAUAUAUUAUGGCUCUAUUAUUCUGCUAUUCAUUGCUCUAAUGCUUUCAACCAUUGUCUGUACCUACCGAGGAAUGUGAAUGUUAUCAUGUUUGAUAAAAACGAGGGAAUGAAAGAGCUCGGUGCCAAGUCUGAAUGACUUUGCAAACAACUUUUCCUAUAUUCUGGAAGGCUAUAGAAUUUGUCAGUCAUGCCAUAUUCAGACUUGGAAUCAUGUAGGAUCUUUGGUUUUCAGGACCUAGAAGAUCCGCCAGAAGGUAAAAUUUCCACUAACUUUUUUAAACUUCUUAAAACUGUCUCCACUCCUUCUC
Molecule: messenger RNA, 3643 nt
Organism: Leucoraja erinaceus (little skate)
Lineage: Eukaryota; Metazoa; Chordata; Chondrichthyes; Rajiformes; Rajidae
Product: zinc finger protein 276-like
Exons: 2
Coding region: 1-753 (250 amino acids)
Cellular component (GO): nucleus
Molecular function (GO): zinc ion binding
Source: RefSeq, a predicted model, not a curated record